Molecule: messenger RNA, 2436 nt
Organism: Penicillium mononematosum
Lineage: Eukaryota; Fungi; Ascomycota; Eurotiomycetes; Eurotiales; Aspergillaceae
Product: glycoside hydrolase family 2 protein
Exons: 5
Coding region: 1-2436 (811 amino acids)
Biological process (GO): glycoprotein catabolic process; carbohydrate metabolic process
Molecular function (GO): beta-mannosidase activity
Source: RefSeq, a predicted model, not a curated record
AUGGCUUUUUUCAAACAACCCCUGUCUACGGGUUGGACGUUCAAGGAUCGGGAUGACGAGACACCGGAGGCAUGGAUGCCCGUGCGGGCAGUGCCUUCCACGGUGCAGCAGGAUCUCAUCGAAAACAAAAAGCUCGAGGAUCCUUACCUAGGCUUGAACGAACUCAAGGCGCGCUGGGUCAACGAGAAGACAUGGGUGUAUCGGCACGUUUUUCAACGACCGGAAAUCCCGGCUGGUGCGACCGUGGCGCUGGUAUUCGACGGCCUGGACACUUUAGCCACAGUCAGGCUCAACGGCGAGACAAUCCUCGAGUCCAACAAUAUGUUCCUAGGCUACCGUGUGGACAUCACAGAGGCGCUGGGGUUGUCCAACAGCACAAACGUGCUGGAGAUCGAAUUCGAUUGCGCCCUGCUCAAAGGAAUCGAGAUGCGUAACAAAGACCCGGGCCAUAAAUGGUGCGGCAUGUUUGGAGAUAUGGGCCGCUUAGCGGUGCGCAAGGCCCAAUACCAUUGGGGUUGGGAUUGGGGUCCAGUCAUCAUGACAGCUGGUAUUUGGCGUGAGGUGCGACUGGAAAUCUAUUCCGCACGAGUGGAAGACCUAUGGCCACAGACAAACCUCGCUGCUGACCACAAAACGGCGAGUAUUACGGCAGCUGCUACAAUUGAUGCGGGUAAUCCUGAAGGCUGUGUCGCUCGCUUCCAUUUGUCUCUGCGUGGACAAGAAAUCGCCAGCCAGGAUAUCCCCGUUAGCGCCGACAAAAGUGCCCAUGCUACUUUUGAGGUCAGCAAUCCAGAAUUGUGGUGGCCACAGGGUUACGGCCCUCAGACCUUGUAUGAAGUGUCGGUAUCACUUUCGUGCAACGGAAACGAGCUACACCAGGUCUCUAAGAAAAUUGGCAUUCGAUCCGCAGAGGUCAUUCAGCAACCGGAUAAACAUGGAAAAUCAUUCUUUUUCCGAAUCAACGGAGUGGACAUUUUCUGUGGAGGUUCUUGCUGGAUCCCUGCCGACAGUCUGCUCUCUAGUAUCAGCGCAGAGCGAUACCAGAAAUGGAUCGAGCUCAUGGUGGCAGGUGGCCAGGUGAUGACCAGAGUAUGGGGCGGCGGGAUCUAUGAAGAUGAUGCUUUCUAUGACGCUUGCGAUGAGCUCGGCGUGCUAGUAUGGCAAGACUUCAUGUUCGCUUGCGGCAACUACCCAGUAUGGCCUGAGCUACUAGAUUCUGUACGACAGGAGGCGGCAUAUAACAUACGCCGAUUGAGACAUCGUCCUUCAAUUGUGAUCUACGUUGGCAACAACGAAGAUUAUCAAUUCCAGGAGAUGUCGGGACUCACUUACAACUACGAAGAUAAGGAUCCGGAAAGCUGGCUGAAGUAUGACUUCCCAGCGCGCUACAUUUACGAAAAAAAUACUUCCAGAAGUGUGUGGCAUGGAACUCAGGAGAAAUACCAGAUCUUUGACACUAUGGGAGGCCGCUUUAACAGCGAGUUUGGGAUGGUAGGCUUCCCGCACAUGUCGACAAUCGAGUACUUUGUGCAAAACGAGAAAGACAAGCACCCACAGUCACAGGUUAUGGACUUCCAUAACAAGGCCGAUGGCCACGAGAGGCGACUGGCGAUAUAUUUGGUGGAAAACUUACGCAUGGCUACUGAUCUGGAGACAUACGUCUACCUCACGCAGGUCGUCCAGGCCGAGACGAUGAUGUUCGGAUAUCGUGGGUGGCGCCGCCAAUGGGGCGAUGACCGAAAAUGUGGUGGAGCGCUCCUAUGGCAGUUAAACGACUGCUGGCCCACGAUCUCAUGGGCCAUUGUGGACUACUUCCUGCAGCCAAAGCCCGCGUAUUACACAGUUAAGCGCGUGAUGCAGCCGGUUACGAUCGGCGUACAACGUGCCCAUCACGACUGGAGCGUGGUGCACGCAGAACCCGCGAAACAGAGCAAGUACGAGGUGUGGGUUGCUAGCAGCCAACAGGAAGUCCUACGUGGAACUGUCGAGCUACGAUUCUUGUCCGUGGAGACUGGAAAGGACCUGCGCGCCCCGGCUGUCUUUGAAAACGUGACUAUUUCAGCUAAUGGUACUUCCGAGAUCACAAGCGGCAUCCUUGACCAUGUCACCCAGCCCGAGCCACAUGUUCUAGCCGCGCGGCUUUGGAUAGACGGCCAGAUUGUGGCUAGGGAGGUUGACUGGCCACAGCCGUUGAAGUAUCUCGAUUUUGCUGAUCGCGGACUAGAAGUGAAGACGCAGCCAGGAUCUUCAGCUGGACAACGGCUCCUGGUAAUCAGCUCACGGAAGCCGGUGAAAUGUCUUGUCUUUGAGGAGCGGGAGAAUGUGAGGAUCAGCGACAGUGCUAUCGAUCUUGUCCCGGGAGAUGAGCAGAUAGUGGAGAUUACGGGCCUAAGCGACAGCGACCCACCGUUGGGCUAUCGUUACCUCGGUCAAUAG